Bactrocera oleae (olive fruit fly) is the source of this 2131-nucleotide messenger RNA. The record is from RefSeq and is a predicted model, not a curated record. Lineage: Eukaryota; Metazoa; Arthropoda; Insecta; Diptera; Tephritidae.
UUUGUGUUUUGAUCGUCUACUGUGCGGUCGAUCGUUAAAAAGAUAUUGUUCACAAGUGUUACGAGCGCGUCGCCGAAUGUGCAUAAAGUUAGCUGAUUACUCGGAGAAGCAAUAAUAGAGAGUCAAAAAAUAGCAUUAUUUAAACACACUUCCAAUUAUUACAUAGAUAAUGUCACUUGGACGAAUAGUAAAAUUACAAGCUCUGAUAGCAAAGCCUCUGCGUAGAGCUUAUUCAGCAGCUGGGAGUCCAGAAUUAACCCAGAUUCGUCACAAUGUGAAACGCAGCGACUACGCCAACUUAGUAGACAAGGACAUUGCAUUCUUUGAGUCCAUUGUUGGUAAACGUUACGCACUACAGGAAGACUUACAAGCUUACAAUGUGGACUUUUGGCGUAGUGUGCGAGGUAACAGCAAAUUGGUGCUAAAACCCGGUAACACACAGGAGGUUUCUGCCAUUUUAAAAUAUUGCAACGAGCGCUGUCCGCAAGGUGGCAACACCGGUGUGGUGGGCGGUGCGGUGCCCGUAUUCGAUGAAAUUGUUUUAUCGUUGACGCGAUUAGACAAAAUUCUGCAUAUUGAUGAAAUCACUGGCAUAGCAGCAUGUGAGACGGGUUGCAUUUUGGAGAAUUUGAAUAACAAAGCGCGAGAAUUAGAUUUGGUAGUGCCCUUAGACUUGGGUAGCAAAUCUAGCUGUCACAUUGGUGGUAAUGUCUCCACCAAUGCCGGUGGCUUGCGUGUAGUACGCUACGGCAAUCUACAUGGCAGCGUGUUGGGUUUGGAAGUGGUGCUGGCGAAUGGUGAAAUUUUAGAUUUAAUGUCAGACUUUAAAAAGGACAACACAGGCUAUCAUUUGAAGCAUCUUUUCAUUGGCGCAGAGGGCACUUUGGGUGUGGUGACUAAAGUGUCGCUUUUGUGUGCGCCAGCGCCACAAGCACAGCACUUGGCCUUUUUGGGUUUGCCCAACUUUGAUGCUGUUCUCAAAACUUUCAAAAGCGCCAAACGAAGUUUAGGUGAAAUUUUAUCGGCUUGCGAAAUGAUUGAUGCGCCAACGCUGCAGGCCAGUUUCGAACAUUUUAAACUCAACUCACCAAUUGAAGGUUUUCCAUUUUAUAUGCUACUCGAGACAUCUGGCAGCAAUGGCACAUACGAUUUGGAGAAAAUUAAUAAGUUCGUGGAAAUCGGCAUGGAAAGGGGUGAAAUUAUUGAUGGUAUCAUAGCGGGUGAGGCUAAAAUGCAGGAAAUUUGGAGGCUGCGAGAGCUGGCACCGAUGGCUUUAACCAAGGACGGCUAUUGCUUUUACUAUGAUCUUUCGUUGCCGCUACGGCAUUUCUAUAGUAUAGUGGAGGUAAUGCAGGAACGUAUAGGACCGCUGGCGACUAGAGUCACAGGUUUUGGACAUUUGGGCGAUUCGAAUUUACACUUGAAUGUCUCUUGUUCGGAGUAUACCGACGACCUACACCACAUGAUUGAACCUUUUAUUUACGAGUAUACCCACAAGCUGAAAGGCAGCGUAAGCGCUGAACACGGCAUUGGUUUUAACAAAAAGAAUUACUUAAAAUAUAGUAAAUCACCGGAAGCGAUUGCAAUGAUGCGUGAUAUGAAAAAACUGUUGGAUCCUAAGGGUAUAUUAAAUCCAUAUAAGGUGUUGAAUUAAUAUCGAGAUUUUAUAACUGUGCCAUGUGUAUAUUACAUAAAACAAAAAAAUAAAUAAACAUAACCUCCAAAUAUGCGUUUAUAGUAACUUAUCAGUUAUUUUUUCUUUGUUAAACAUAUUCACAUGCAUACACACAUACAUAACAUUUAUUUACCUAAAGAAGAAACUCAAUGCUAUUCGCUUAAAUAGUUUUCCUCGACUACAGCAAAUGAAAACCUUACUCUUUCGCCGGUCACAUGAUCUACCAAUGACUACAAAUACAAGCAGCAGCAGCACAAAGUAAUCGAGCACCAAACAUGCCGUCGCUUUUUUAUGUCACUGUGAAAAGUUAUAUACAUAGGUGCGUAAAUUAUGCCGGUCCGAUGGGUGUGGCUUUCCAAUUUUGCUAAGAGAAAGCAUUUUGAAAACCAAUUCUCUUCAAAUAUUUAAAUAGCUCCACUAUUUCCAUAAGUAGAUUCUCGCAGAAAUAGAAAUAUU